UUUUAUAUUAUGAAUACUACAUCGGGAGAGAGAAAUCAAAGAGCGCUUAGAUGAGACGGCUUAGAUGAGACGACAUGAGUCUCUUCUAGCUUAGCUAAGCUCAAGGGGACAAAAGAAUAUUUUAGAAUAUUGACUAAGAAGUUUCCAUGUCUCUGUUUUGUUUUAGAAUAUUUUAGAAUAUUGUGAAAGACUCUUUUCCUUUUCUUCCAAUUGUUCUUAACUAAAACAUAUUAUAAAUUCGGUUAAUGUUAUUGUAAAUACACACAACAAUCAAUCAAAUUAUAUACAAAUCUCUUGAUACAUAACUUGUGAUGACCACAAUGUCAAUCAUGAAUCCAUUUUGUUUGAAAUUGAUUCACACCAUAUUUCUCAUGUGUUUGAUGUUGCAGACAAUUGUUUGUUCAAAAGAGGCUGUUAGGUGCAUACAAAGUGAGAGGCAAGCACUCCUUCAAUUCAAGGCUGGCCUUUCUGAUGACUUUGGCAUGUUUUCAUCUUGGAAGACGGCAGAUUGCUGCCAGUGGAAGGGAAUUGGUUGCAGCAACCUCACUGGUCAUGUACUUAUGCUCGACCUUCACGGUAAUUCUAAUGAUGACGAUGAUGACGACGACAAUACAUUUUAUAUCAAAGGUGGCAUCCAUGAAUCACUGAUGGACUUACAACAGUUAAAAUAUUUAAACCUCAGUGGAAAUUAUUUUGACGGAAGUAAUAUCCCAAGUUUCUUAGGAUCUUUAAAAAACUUAAGAUACCUUGAUCUUUCUAAUUGUUAUUUUGGGGGACAAAUUCCUAUUCAAUUUGAGUCUCUUUCUAAUUUGAAAUACUUGAAUCUUUCCUAUAAUAAUCUUGAUGGUUUGAUUCCUCAUCAACUUGGAGAUCUCUCCAACUUGCAAUUUCUUGAUCUCAAAUACAAUCUUUUGGAAGGAAGCAUUCCAUCUCAACUUGGAAAUCUCUCGAACUUGCAAUUUCUUGAUCUCAACAACAAUCAUUUGGAAGGAAGCAUUCCAUCGCAACUUGGAAAUUUAUCCAACUUGCAAAUUCUUGAUCUCCUUGAGAAUUAUUUAAAAGGAAAAAUACCAUCUCAACUUGGAAAGCUUAUGAACCUACAAGAGCUUUAUCUUGGAGGUUAUGGUGAUAGUGCUCUAACAAGUGAUCACAGAGAUCAAAGUGGAGGUCAGUGGUUGUCCAAUCUAACUUGUUUAACCCAUCUUUACAUGUUGUCGAUAUCUAAUCUUACUAGGUUUAAUAGUUGGUUGCAAAUGGUUGGUAAACUACCAAAACUGAGAGAACUAGGUUUGAAAAAUUGUGGCCUUGAUGAUAGUUUUAUCCUUUCAAUGAGCCCUAACAAAUUCAACUUUUCUACUUCUCUUUCUAUCCUUGACCUCUCUAGGAACAACUUUAUAUCGUUCGCGGUAUUCCAGUGGCUGUCAAACAUAAGUUCCAAUCUUGUCAAGCUUGACCUUUCUGGCAACCUCUUGGAGACUCCUCCAUCAAAAAAUAGAUUGAAUAUAUGCACUUUGCGUUCUUUAGAGUUAAGGGUAAACAAUUUCACCGAAAACCUUCAAUCAAUUCUUCAUUAUUUUUCAAAUGGUUGUGUGAGAAACUCACUUGAAUUGUUAGACCUCAGUUUUAAUGGAAUCACCGGAACUAUACCCGACCUUUCUAUAUUCACAACAUUGAAUACAUUGGAUCUUUCUGUUAAUCAACUUAGUGGGAAGAUUCCUAGAGGUAGUAGCUUGCCAUUUCAGUUGGAACAUUUAUCAAUUGCAUCAAACUCUUUAGAAGGGAGAAUUCCAAAAUCAUUUUGGUUGAAUGCAUGUAAGUUGAAAUCAUUGCACAUGUCUAGCAACAAUUUUAGUGAGGAGUUUCAAAUCAUAAUUCAUCACUUGUCUAGAUGUGCUAGAUACUCACUCCAAGUAUUAGAUCUAAGCAAGAAUGAAAUCAAUGGCACUAUACCUGAUCUCUCAGUAUUCUCAGUUUUAGAUAUAUUGGAUAUUUCUAAAAAUAGUCUAAACGGAGAGAUAUUAGAAGAUAUUCGAUUUCCACCUAAUCUGAGGAAACUAUUGAUGUAUAAGAACUCUUUGAAAGGCGUCAUCUCUGACUUCCAUUUUUCUGGUAUGUCAAUGUUAAAGGAUUUAUACUUGUUUGAUAAUUCACUAACACUGAUAUUUACUAAAAACUGGGUACCACCUUUUCAACUGCGCAAUAUAGUAUUGAGUUCCUGCAAACUUGGUCCUACAUUUCCUAAAUGGAUUAAAACACAAAAAAACUUUCAGGUUCUGGACAUUUCUAAUGCCGGAAUUUCAGAUAAUGUUCCAGAGUGGUUUUGGGCUACACUAUCAUCACAAGAGUGCAAUAGAAUCAACAUUUCAUACAAUAAUCUCAUAGGAUUAAUUCCAAAUCUUCACAUAAAAAAUAAGUGUGCUUUUUUACAUCUUUCAUCAAAUGAAUUUGAAGGCUCCAUUCCACCAUUUCUCAGAGGUGCCAUAGCUAUUGAUUUGUCCAAAAAUAAAUUCUCUGAUUCUCGUCCAUUCCUAUGUGCAAAUGGUAUAGAUAUAACAUUAGGCCAACUUGACCUUUCGAAUAAUCAAUUAUUUGGAAGAAUGCCAGAUUGUUGGAGCAAUUUUGAGAUAUUAGUUUAUGUAGAUUUGAGCCACAACAAAUUUUCAGGGAAAAUUCCUACUUCAAUGGGAUCGCUCGUAAAAUUGCAAGCAUUACUGUUGAGGAACAACAACUUAACAGAGGAGAUCCCUCUCUCCCUAAUGAACUGUACAAAGUUAAUAAUGCUUGAUAUGAGAGACAAUAGAUUAGAAGGACUAAUCCCUUAUUGGAUUGGAAGCAAAUUAAAAGAAUUGCAAGCUUUGAGCUUACAAAGGAAUAACUUCUUUGGAAGUUUACCAUUCGAACUUUGCUAUCUACAAAACAUUCAACUCCUUGAUCUCUCAAUGAACAAUUUAUCUGGACGGAUUCCCAAAUGCAUUAAAAAUUUCACUUCAAUGACUCAAUCACAAGGUUUACCCAAAGAUAAGUAUGAUAUUAGAUAUGGAGCUAUUGGUUUUGAUUUGAAUGCAUUAUUGACAUGGAAAGGUGUAGAACAAGUGUUCAAAAGCAUUGAAUUGGAGCUUCUAAAAAGCAUAGAUCUCUCAAGCAACUGCUUUUCAGAAGAGAUUCCACCUGAAAUAGCAAAUUUGAUUCAAUUGGUCUCAUUGAAUUUAUCAAGAAACAACUUGAUAGGGAAAAUUCCUUCAAAUGUUGGAAAGCUAACAUCACUUGACUUUCUUGAUUUGUCACGAAAUAAGUUGCUUGGUUCAAUUCCUUCUAGUCUUUCUCAAAUUGAUCGACUUGGUGUGUUAGAUUUGUCACAUAACCAAUUAUCUGGGGAAAUUCCAACGAGUACACAACUACAAAGUUUCAAUGCUUCGAGUUACGAAGAUAACCUUGAUCUUUGCGGGCCACCACUUGUAAAAUUGUGUAUUGAAGGGUACUCACCACAUGAACCAAAAGUUAAAAUUCAAGACGACGAAGAUUUGCUUCUCAGUCGUGGAUUUUACAUAAGUCUGACAUUCGGAUUUAUUAUUGGCUUCUGGGGAGUAUUUGGCUCAAUCCUAAUCAAGCGUUCUUGGCGACAUGCUUAUUUCAAGUUCAUGAACAAUUUAGUAGAUAACGUUUACAUGAAAUGCCGAAGGUCGUUCAAAGAUUAACCGCUUCACUAAAGGAUACUGCAAAGUGUGUUGUUGGGGCCGAUAGUGCUUUGUGAUAUGUGUUUUCGGCAUGAAGUUGGCUGCUUUCUGGGUUUCCCUCAGCUUGUGGUUCUUCAUCUCUGCUUGUCUUGUGGUUGCUGUUUAUUCGGUUGAUUUGUAUUUCGUUUUAGUGUCGGUUGUACGAUCUUGUACUUUGUUGUUUCUCUCGUAUUUUUAUAUAUCUAUUUGCCAUUCAGCUCUUAAUAUUUUUCAAAACACUCAAUGUGUCCUGAUUACACAAUCUGGACAAAUCGAACAUUUUGACAAAUUUUGGAGGCAUGGAGAAACUAUCCUAUAGGAAAUAGAUUGGUGAAGUAUUCUACAAGUACAAAAUGCAUGUAUCAUUUCGGUAGAUAUUAGGAAUACUUUUUAGUAUUUUACUUUUCUACAUGAAAUCCAACUGAAAAUGCAAAUGUACAAAUACUUACACAUAAAUUAAAUGUAGCGUAUGCGCUGCAAAUUUAAGUCA
Molecule: messenger RNA, 4203 nt
Organism: Trifolium pratense (red clover)
Lineage: Eukaryota; Viridiplantae; Streptophyta; Magnoliopsida; Fabales; Fabaceae
Product: receptor-like protein EIX2
Exons: 2
Coding region: 312-3695 (1127 amino acids)
Molecular function (GO): protein binding
Source: RefSeq, a predicted model, not a curated record